Aureobasidium namibiae CBS 147.97 is the source of this 2373-nucleotide messenger RNA. Its product is annotated as RNA polymerase II transcription initiation. Lineage: Eukaryota; Fungi; Ascomycota; Dothideomycetes; Dothideales; Saccotheciaceae. The record is from RefSeq and is a predicted model, not a curated record. Gene Ontology annotation, cellular component: nucleus. The transcript has 7 exons. Gene Ontology annotation, biological process: nucleotide-excision repair; positive regulation of mitotic recombination; transcription by RNA polymerase II. Bases 1 to 2373 code for a protein of 790 amino acids. Gene Ontology annotation, molecular function: ATP binding; damaged DNA binding; hydrolase activity, acting on acid anhydrides, in phosphorus-containing anhydrides.
AUGAAGUUCAUGAUUGAUGACCUGCCAAUUCUCUUUCCCUACCCCAGAAUCUAUCCAGGUGAAUACAUGUGCGAUCUCAAGCGCACCCUGGACGCAGGAGGUCACUGUGUCCUAGAGAUGCCUUCAGGAACCGGAAAGACUGUCACACUCUUGUCCCUCAUCGUGGCAUAUCAGCAACAUUACCCCGAACAUCGCAAACUGAUCUACUGCUCGCGUACAAUGUCCGAGAUCGAAAAGGCUCUCGCAGAAUUGAAAGCUCUGAUGAAAUAUCGAUCCGAACAACUUGGCCAUGUCGAAGAUUUUAGAGGACUGGGUCUCACUUCUCGUAAAAACCUUUGUCUGCAUCCGUCAGUCAAGAGGGAGAAGAGUGGUAGCAUUGUUGAUGCCAGAUGUCGGUCUCUUACCGCAGGCUUCGUCAAGGAGAAAAAGGAGAGGGGCGAGGAUGUAGAACUUUGCGUCUACCAUGAGAAUCUCGAUCUUCUGGAACCACACAAUCUGAUCCCUCCGGGUGUCUUCACAUUCGACGAUGUUCUCAAGUACGGCGAAGAGCAAAAGCAGUGUCCAUACUUUACAGUCAGGCGAAUGAUGCCUUUCUGCAACGUCGUCAUCUACUCAUAUCACUAUCUGCUAGACCCCAAGAUUGCCGAACGAGUGUCGAAAGAACUCUCCAAGGAUUGCAUCGUCGUAUUCGACGAAGCUCACAACAUCGACAACGUCUGCAUCGAGUCGCUAAGUAUUGAUAUUACCGAGGACUCACUACGGAAAGCAGGGAAAGGUGCAGCCAAUCUGGAGAGGAAGAUCAACGAGAUGAAGACGACAGAUGCUGCAAAGCUGCAAAACGAAUAUGCAAAGCUGGUGCAAGGUCUUCGGGAUGCCGAUGAAGCGAAUGAUGAGGGCGCAUUCAUGAGAAACCCAGCACUGCCGGAUGAUUUGCUCAAAGAAGCUGUGCCAGGAAACAUUCGACGGGCGGAGCAUUUCGUCGCUUUCCUCAAACGCUUCGUCGAAUACCUCAAGACUCGCAUGAAAGUCUUGCAUGUCAUUUCGGAAACACCGCCGUCUUUCUUGCAACAUCUCAAGGAGCUCACCUUUAUCGAGAGAAAGCCUUUGCGUUUCUGUGCAGAGCGUUUGACAUCUCUAGUGAGAACACUGGAGCUACAAAACAUCGAAGAUUACCAACCACUACAAGAGGUCGCCAGUUUCGCAACCUUGGUCGCAACCUACGAAACAGGUUUCCUCCUGAUCCUCGAACCCUACGAAUCAGAAACCGCCACUGUACCCAAUCCAAUCCUCCACUUUACUUGCUUGGAUGCCGCAAUCGCCAUCAAACCCGUCUUUGACCGCUUCAGCUCGGUAGUAAUCACCUCUGGCACAAUUUCUCCUCUGGAAAUCUACCCAAAGAUGCUGGGUUUCAACACGGUAGUGCAAGAAUCCUACAGCAUGACACUAGCCCGUCGCUCUUUCUUGCCCAUGAUCGUAACAAGAGGAAGCGAUCAAGGCGCCAUCUCCUCCUCCUUCACCAUCAGAAACGAUCCAGGCGUGGUGCGCAACUACGGCAACCUCCUCAUCGAAUUCUCAAAAAUCACUCCUGAUGGUAUAGUCGUCUUUUUCCCGUCUUACCUAUACAUGGAAAGCAUCAUCUCCAUGUGGCAAGGCAUGGGCAUCCUCGACCAAGUCUGGAAACACAAGCUCAUCCUCGUCGAAACCCCGGACUCGCAAGAAACUUCUCUCGCGCUAGAAACCUACAGAACCGCAUGUUCCAACGGCCGCGGCGCAAUCUUGCUCUGCGUGGCUCGCGGCAAAGUGUCCGAAGGUAUAGAUUUCGACCAUCACUACGGGCGCACCGUGUUGUGUAUCGGCGUGCCCUUCCAAUACACCGAAUCCCGCAUCCUCAAAGCCCGCCUCGAAUUCCUCCGCGAAACCUACCGCAUCCGCGAAAAUGACUUUUUGUCCUUCGAUGCCAUGAGGCAUGCUGCACAGUGUCUGGGACGCGUGUUGCGCGGCAAAGACGACUACGGCAUCAUGGUGCUCGCCGACCGCCGCUUUGGCAAGAAGCGCGUGCAACUCCCCAAAUGGAUCAAUGCUGCUUUGCUCGAAGGCGACUCCAAUCUUUCCGUCGAUCAGGCGGUGGCUACUGCAAAAAGGUUUCUGAAGAUGAUGAGUAAGCCGUUCCCUGCGCGCAUGCAGGAAGGCGUUAGUACGUGGAGUAUCACGGAUUUGGAAAAGCACAAGGAAAAGGUUGAGAGGGAGAGACAGAGGGAUGAGAGGGUGAAUGGGGUGAGUGGUGAUGCGGUUAUGCGGGAAGCUAAUCUUGCUGCUGAGGCAGAUGAGUAUGGAGGUUUGGAUGAUGAGGAUAUCAUGCAGAUCGAUGCUUGA